ACAGGUUUGGGACCCGGCAUCGCGCUCUCCUCGGAGCCGGCAGACGGAGCUCGGCCGUGAGCGGGGCAUGAACCUGGAGGGCGGCGGCGGCGGCGGCGGCGGCGGCGAGUGCGGGAUGAGCUCGGUGAGCUGCGGGAACGGGAAGCUGCGCCAGUGGCUGAUCGACCAGAUCGACAGCGGCAAGUACCCGGGGCUGGUGUGGGAGAACGAGGAGAAGAGCAUCUUCCGCAUCCCCUGGAAGCACGCCGGCAAGCAGGACUACAACCGCGAGGAGGAUGCCGCCCUCUUCAAGGCAUGGGCACUCUUUAAAGGAAAGUUCAGAGAAGGUAUUGAUAAACCAGAUCCCCCAACUUGGAAGACACGGUUGCGCUGCGCUUUGAACAAAAGCAAUGACUUUGAAGAACUGGUUGAGAGAAGUCAGCUGGAUAUCUCAGAUCCAUACAAAGUGUACAGAAUAGUUCCCGAAGGAGCCAAAAAAGGAGCAAAGCAGCUCAGCAUGGAGGAUCAGCAGAUAAUUAUGAGCCAUCCUUAUACAAUGACUUCCCCUUACACUUCAUUACAGCCUCAGGUACCAAACUACAUGAUGCCCCAUGACCGAAACUGGAGAGAUUAUGUUCCAGAGCAGCCUCAUCCAGACAUCCCUUACCAAUGUCCAAGUGUUCCUUAUACCGCUCGCAGUCAUCACUGGCAAGGGUCUGCUUGUGAAAAUGGUUGCCAGGUGACAGGAACCUUUUAUGCUUGUGCUCCACCUGAGUCACAGGCUCCUGGAAUACCCAUAGAGCCAAGCAUAAGGUCUGCUGAAGCCCUGGCACUCUCAGAUUGCCGCCUGCAUAUUUGUUUGUAUUACCGUGAAAUCUUGGUGAAGGAGUUAACCACCUCGAGCCCUGAAGGCUGUAGGAUAUCUCAUGGUCAGAGCUAUGAGGCCAGCAAUAUGGAUCAGGUCCUCUUCCCCUAUCCAGAGGAUAAUGCCCAGAGGAAAAACAUAGAGAAACUGCUGAGCCACUUAGAGAGGGGAGUCCUUCUCUGGAUGGCUCCUGAUGGGCUUUAUGCCAAAAGACUUUGCCAAAGUAGGAUCUACUGGGAUGGACCUCUGGCAUUAUGCAGCGACCGUCCUAAUAAACUGGAAAGGGAACAGACCUGCAAACUUUUUGACACGCAACAAUUUCUAUCAGAGUUGCAAGUAUUUGCUCAUCAUGGACGCCCCUUGCCAAGAUUUCAGAUUGCUUUAUGCUUUGGGGAAGAAUUUCCAGAUCCUCAAAGACAGAGGAAGCUAAUCACAGCCAAUGUUGAACCUUUGCUUGCCAGACAGCUGUACUAUUUUGCUCAGCAAAACAGUGGACCCUUUUUGAGGGGCUAUGAUUUACCAGAAAUCAUCUCUAGCCAAGAGGAUUAUCACAGAUCAAUACGCCAUUCUUCCAUUCAGGAAUGAAGUGUGCAAGACAAAGAGAUUUGAGUCCAUUGUAAAAAAUUGGGGGGUAACAGAAAACUGUGAUUAAACAUUUUUUUCUUUUGAGGAGCUGGA
Messenger RNA from Ornithorhynchus anatinus (platypus), 1522 nucleotides. It is a transcript of the gene IRF4, whose product is annotated as interferon regulatory factor 4. The record is from RefSeq and is a predicted model, not a curated record. Gene Ontology annotation, biological process: immune system process; regulation of transcription by RNA polymerase II. Gene Ontology annotation, cellular component: nucleus. The transcript is spliced from 9 exons. Lineage: Eukaryota; Metazoa; Chordata; Mammalia; Monotremata; Ornithorhynchidae. The coding region runs from base 68 to 1429 and encodes 453 amino acids. Gene Ontology annotation, molecular function: RNA polymerase II cis-regulatory region sequence-specific DNA binding; protein binding; DNA-binding transcription factor activity, RNA polymerase II-specific.